Molecule: messenger RNA, 2623 nt
Organism: Amphimedon queenslandica
Lineage: Eukaryota; Metazoa; Porifera; Demospongiae; Haplosclerida; Niphatidae
Product: serine/arginine repetitive matrix protein 1-like
Exons: 8
Coding region: 135-2225 (696 amino acids)
Molecular function (GO): protein binding
Source: RefSeq, a predicted model, not a curated record
AACCAGCCACGCCCAUCGAUCCCGCAGCAACUUCAAGGCAGAGAAGAAAUAAACAAGGCCAUUAAAGCAGAUUUCCUGAAUAGCCUAAAGUAGCUGGAGGGUAUAAAGGAGUCUAAAGGCAGGACAGACUAAUAAUGGCAGAUUUAGUCAGUAUUCCAGGCUAUUUUAAUGUGUCUAGAGACCAGGCUAAACAGCUCAUAGCUCCACACUUAUCUACUGAUGGAUAUUACAUCAUAAGACCUACUGAUGGAGAUGCACUAUGCACUAUAUGUGUUAGUAAAAACAUGAAGCUUAUGAAUUACCGUAUGUUCAAGGACGCAGUUACAGGACAUUAUUACAUCAGGGACUCAAAGUUUCCUACCAUUACUUCACUCAUAAAGCAUUACCAGAAGUUUCCUAUUAAUAAAGACGUGAAUACUUUCCUCCUUUAUCCUGUACAGCAAGAACAAGAGCAAGAAGAAUAUGUAGCCCUUGUGCCUAGUCAGCAAGAAGAAAGUACACGGCUAGCGCCUGCUUCUUCCAGAGCCAAGAUGCCCCUCCCCCAGCCGGCCAGUAGUCCGAGACAUGGCUCAAGGGACAUGGAAAGGAGAGGGAACAACGAGAGAAGAGAACCCAACAAUACAAUGACAGGAGGAGGAGGAGGAGUUCCUAAGAAAAUUCCUGACAACAAAACCGUAGACAGUUUAAAUAACAUAGCUCAGUUACCAGGAGUCCAUAUUGACCUCUCGAAAAAUGAUGUUCCUACAGUAAUGCAGGCAUUUUUAUCACAAGAAGGAGCAUAUUUAGUUAGACCAAGUGUCUCCAGUUCAGGACAGUUCACAAUAUCUCUAACGUGUCAGAAUUCGAUAUUGAAUUUCAAAAUCAACACUGAUCCGGAUGGCAAAGUGUUCAUUACUCCCAAAAAGAAAUUCUCGAGCAUCAGAGAGUUACUUGAAGGCCACAAGGUUGCACCGCUCCGGAGUAAGGCUCGACCCGGAGCUAAAGUCUACCUUCUUGUUCCUAUCACAGUUGAAGCUGUACAGGAGCUCCUCCUUCCCGCCGGGUGGCAGCAGUUCUUUGACGAUAACUACAAAAGACAUUAUUUUUAUAACAUGCAGACCGGUCAGUCAUCGUGGGAGCGACCAAGAGCUGCAACAGCCCCUGCUCCUUCUUUACCGUCUAAAGCAAUGACCAUGGGGCCUAGAAUAUCAAACAGGCCGUUGCCAUCACUUCCACAGGAAGAGAACGCCGCAACUCAGAGAAAGAGUUUGGAUGUAGGCAGGCCCAAUGUCACUAAAAUGGCCGGUGAAAGUCCUGGGCUGCCUGGGCGUCGUAUUUCUGAUGGAUCACAUAAUCCUCCGCCACUACCUUCAAAAGGACCAGCUCCUUCUGUAGGCCGAAGGGACCCACAGCCAGCCCUACCAUCAAAAGGACAUGACUUGCCUCCACUACCUUCAAAAAAUGAACCUCCUUUACCAUCAAAGAAUGAACACUCUCCCCCUCUCCCUCCCCUCCCUACGAAACACAAUGAAGUCCCUCCUUUACCAUCAAAGACUGAUGCUCCUCCUUUACCCUCUAAGACUCCUCCCCUCCCUGUCAAAGAGCCCUCUCCGGCUCCGUCCUUUCCUCCUCUUCCUUCGAAAAGUGACCCGGCCCCUCCCCAACUUCCUUCAAAGGAUCCUAAAACCGGACCCCCUCCUCCUCCUCCUCUUCCAAGCAAAGAUCCCCUUCCCUCUCUCCCUCCUAAAGAAGACGAUUUCAUGCAGAGAAAGAAAAGACCUGUUGAAUACAUGGACACUGUUAUCACUAAGACUCCUCCUUCUCCUACUUUACCACAGAAAAGUGGUGGAAGUCCUCCCCUUCCCCCUCCCCCGCCCCCAAUUGGUGCCCCUGUUCCCCCUCCCCCUCCUCCACUUGCUCCUCCCUCUCCUGCCGACUCACCUUCACAGCGUCGUAACACCACCUCCGGAGCUCCACCCACAAAGAAAGAAAUCCCUCCACCCUCUCCGUCUCCCUCCGAAGGUCGUCCUUUUACUAUCAAUGACCUCGUCCGUGCUAAGUCCUUACUUAAGAAGAAGGAGGAAGAUGAUGAGCCACAGCAGCCAAAAGGAGGAGGCGGUGGUCUUCACGAUGUAUUCUCUAAUGCUCUUAAUCAGCGAAUGACGAGCAUUAGGAGUGCAAUGACCAAUUCUGAUGACGAAGACACUGAUAUAGAGGAGGUUGAUGAUGAAGAUUGGGACGACUGAUUGAUUCAUACUAAUAUAAGUGGAUUCAUACUAAUAUAAUUGAUCGUUUGAUGAUCAUGGAAAUUUGAGGCAAUAUUAUUUUUGUAUUUAAUUUUUAUAAUUUAUUAUUAUUAUUAUUCAUUAUUAUUGUUGUUGUUGUUGUUUGUUUUUGUGAUUAGUGGUCACUCGUAUUUUGUUUGUUUUCUUUUUAAGUUAGUGCAUUGUCUUUAUGUUCACUCUUUCUCUCUCUCUCUCUCAUAUCUUAUCAACAGCAUUUAAAUUUUUAGUUAUAAUUUUACAAGUUUUUAAUUAUUAUUAUUAAUCAUUUUUCAGAUUAUUAUAGUGCUCUUAUUUCUUGUAUACAGCUGCUAUUUUUCCAUUAAUUUUUUUUAUAAAAUUAAAAAUAAUUUUAUACAUCA